GAGAGAGAGAGAGGAAGCACAAGCAUUGUGAUCAUAGGGCAGCUACAGAAAUAUUUAGUAAGAAAUAGAGACAAAAAUGGCUCAUCCUGAUCAUCAGUACGAUGAGGGUGGUGGCUAUGGUUCCAAGUUCCCAGUCACAGUUCUGGGAGCAAGAGUCCUCACAUUGGUUUCCCUCAUCGUAUCAGUUGUACUGCUCGAGACCAACACCGUCACCGUCGACGGCUACCACGUUUCUUACCAUGAUUUCCGUUCUUACAAGUUCAUGUUUUAUGUGACUAUAAUUGGAAUUGCGUACACUGUGCUGCAAAUCCCAUUUGCGGCAUACUACAUGCGGAAGAGGAAACAUCUCAUACCAAACUCUGCCUUCCUACACCUCUGUUUCUAUUUGGACAAGCUGAUGAUGGUGUUGCUAGGAUUGGGCGCUGGAGCAGCGUUUGGGGCGACAAUGGACAUCAAGAAGUACGUAGGGGACAACAUACCAAAGUUGCAGGAUUUUCUUACAGUGGUUUAUAUCCCCUCAACAUUCCUUCUUGUUGGGUGCAUUGCCUGUGGCGUUUCUUCUGUCCAUUCAUCGUUCCUUCUUCCACGCUGAUUACCGACCAAAAAGGGUUAAUUGCAUUUCACUCCUCCAUAAAUAUAUUAAUAGAUAAAAAAACCCUCUUAAAACAAAAAAAGAAAGGGGGCAACGACCAACUGAAUCUGUUUAGAAAGAAGUUCCCCGCCUCCUACAUCAGGGGUUUGUGUUACCAUUUUCUUACAAGUUGAGGGAUUGCAUGUGUUUGUUUGUUUUUCUUUAGGGGGUUUGUUGCAAUUAACCCAUAAUAAAACGAAAACAUAUUUUCAUGGCUUGAAGAUAAGCCUUGAGGAUUGGUAAACCCAAGCUGUAUUGUCACUGUUGUUUUAGAUCUUGGUUUGUUUAUGAUGUUGCAUCCAUCGAUCAAAAGAAAUGUUGGAAGUUGGUUUCAAUGUAAAAUUGCAUUCUACGUCCUAUAAAUUAGUUUUUCUUUU
Sesamum indicum (sesame) is the source of this 1008-nucleotide messenger RNA. Its product is annotated as CASP-like protein 4D1. NCBI's taxonomy places the organism in Eukaryota, Viridiplantae, Streptophyta, Magnoliopsida, Lamiales, Pedaliaceae. The record is from RefSeq and is a predicted model, not a curated record.